Molecule: messenger RNA, 841 nt
Organism: Suillus fuscotomentosus
Lineage: Eukaryota; Fungi; Basidiomycota; Agaricomycetes; Boletales; Suillaceae
Exons: 2
Coding region: 183-656 (157 amino acids)
Source: RefSeq, a predicted model, not a curated record
AGGCCUCAUAGCAAACUGGCCGCAUACGCAGUAUGUAGCUUCCUACGAGAAGUGCAAACAUUCCUAUAUGAUGAUAUAUAUGGCAAUGCCCAACAAGGAGACAUAGUAAGUUUGUUGAUACAUCGGAUGGGUACUAGUCGUAGUACUACCCUUAGUAUGAUCACAACUUCCGUGGAAGGGUAAUGCGUCUCUCGCCAUCAUCCUGGAUUCUGUUUGUUACUUUCAUCCUGUCAAUGGUGUCCUGCGGUGCACCGCGUUGCUCUUGGGAGAGAGAUACGGAUUUUCGUGGACUUAGCAGGCAUCGUUCUAUCUGCAAGCAUUACCGCAAGGAAAGCACAUUAGCUACCGAGAGAAGGCGAAACCGGGCACAGGAAUCUGCCCAAACUUUGCAAAGGUCCUUACAACUCACGACUAGUCACGGCAGCGGUGCUCCUAGGCUCGGACCAGUUCGAUUCACCAAGAACGGUUGUUUGAAACCUAUAGCCCAUUGCGAACAUAGGGCGUUUGGCACCCUACAUCAGCCUACCAACCCAGCCAACACUGCUCAUGUCAAUACGGCGACUGACUCCGACGUCUUGGAUGUUGCAAUGGAGGAUACUGAUGAGCAAGACCAUGACGCCCCAGGUGUGCACUUUCCUGUCGUUCUAUCAUCAUAGCACUCAUUAAUCACUAGCAGUCACAGGUCAACGCCCUUUGCAACGCAAGCUCAGGCCGGUUCCAAGAGAUUUCCACGAUCUUCUACCCCCCGACGAAGAUACCAACCUCUCAGAUUCUUUUGGGAAUAACGGUCUGUCUUCUGAGACUCAGAGCACUCCUUGCAGCAGGAUUCGAAGAGUCCUUU